Molecule: messenger RNA, 276 nt
Organism: Chrysochloris asiatica (Cape golden mole)
Lineage: Eukaryota; Metazoa; Chordata; Mammalia; Afrosoricida; Chrysochloridae
Product: small integral membrane protein 13-like
Exons: 1
Coding region: 1-276 (91 amino acids)
Source: RefSeq, a predicted model, not a curated record
AUGUGGCACGACAUCAGGCUGAUGCUACUGGUGUUAGUGGCCAUGCUGCUGACAGUCCUUCUAAUGAAGAUGUGCGGUUGGUAUUUUGUGUGGCAUCUUUUAUUAUCUAAGUUCAAGUUGCUGCAGGAACUGGAGGGAGACACAGGAUUGGGAGAUCAUGAGCCUUCAGAGUUAGAAUCAGGAGGAGACACUGCAUCCUCUCAACAUAGGAUCAGAUUCACUAGCCAAAGGAGGGCAAUUGCAGAUGAAGGGCACUGGCCCCAGAUGACGCCUUAA